AUGGCGUCGAGCUCGACCGAAAGCACGCCGCUGAUGUCGUCCCUAUCGGGCGGCACCAAGACAGCACCCGCAAAACCGCAGCGCACCGUCACGUUCAACACAACUGUCUCGUCUUCGAGCGAUGCUGCUCAGCUGGGCCGGUCCGGGUCGCAGGGUGCAUCGUCAUCCAGACAACCGACAAGCCACGGUGGACAGCCCAUGCUCGCAGGCCUGAACAGCAAGCUGCGGAGGAGAAACAGCUCAGGCGCGCCUGCGAGAAUCCCGCCAGGUCCAGCGGGAAAGAUUGGCCCUCAGCGAACGACGCGGACCGCGCAAAAGUUGAAGCUCUUGCCGGACCCAGCCCAAGGUGACGAUGAGGAAGACGAAGAGAGCGGCCGCGACGUAUACGUACAGUAUACAAGGAUCAAGGACCCCACCGCGAGAAGAGACGCAGCGCGGCUGGGCAAAGCAGACCGAGACCGGUUGCCGCGCGUGACAGCGUACUGCACAGCGGCCUCGUACAAGCUAGACGACCUGAUGCGGUUUCUGAAGGGCAAGCAGAAGAUCAGGGGCGCGUUGCCAAAGCGCUUUGACGAGUGCAUAUACUCGCCGUACAACUACGGCGCCAAGGGACCCGAGGACGUACACAGCACGGCAGCACUCGACGGCGCUCCCAGUGUGAGACCGAGGCGGUUUUCGGACAGCGCCAUCGAGGUCGAGCACCAGAACGAGAGGCGACGAGAAGAUCUCAUCGACAUGCACGACGAAGGGGACGCCGGCGGUAUAGGGAAUGGAGAAAGCUCCGACGGGCCUCGACGACCGUCUCUCACCCACGCCGACUCGGACCCAGCAACAGACGCGCCCGACUUUGACACGCAGGUGCACACGCCCGAAGUGUUCCUCUUCGAGUACGGUACGGUGGUGCUGUGGGGCAUGUCUCUCGGGGAGGAAAAGCGGUUCCUCAAGGAGAUUGCCAAGUUUGAAGUGGACAAGCUUGGGAAGGACGAAGUGGAAACGGAGGAGUUCAACUUCUACUACACGCGCGAGUACCAGGCGCGCAUCUACAACGACUUCAUCUCGCUCCGCGACAAGAAGAACUACAUGAUCAAGCUGGCCAUCUCGCACGGGCUGUCGCAGAGCGUCAAGACCAGUCUGUUUGAGGACCUCGUGGACAGCACGAUUGACGAGACCAAGGACAUUCCGGCGCAGAUAGCGAGCUCUGGCAAGAUCAACCUGAACAAGAAGCAGAUCAACAUGCAGAUUGGCGAGCUGUUCAUCCUGCGCAUCAGCAUCCACCUGCAGGGGUCUGUGCUGGAUGCGCCGGAGCUCAUGUGGGCGGAGCCGCAGCUGGAUCCCGUGUAUCAGGCGGUGAGAAGCUACCUGGAGAUGGACCAGCGCGUGGGGCUGCUCACGGAGCGACUGAAUGUGAUUGGGGAUCUGCUGGCUGUGCUCAAGGACCAGCUUACCGCUACCCAUGGUGAACUGCUGGAAUGGAUUGUCAUCAUUCUCAUCUUCGCCGAGGUGGUUGUGGCAGCGAUUAACAUAUUCGUCGACCUGAACGCGGCAGACUAG
Messenger RNA from Ascochyta rabiei, 1551 nucleotides. Its product is annotated as sporulation protein rmd1. The record is from RefSeq and is a predicted model, not a curated record. Bases 1 to 1551 code for a protein of 516 amino acids. Lineage: Eukaryota; Fungi; Ascomycota; Dothideomycetes; Pleosporales; Didymellaceae. The transcript has 2 exons.